Penaeus indicus is the source of this 2106-nucleotide messenger RNA. Its product is annotated as calponin homology domain-containing protein DDB_G0272472-like. The record is from RefSeq and is a predicted model, not a curated record. Gene Ontology annotation, molecular function: zinc ion binding. The coding region runs from base 1 to 2106 and encodes 701 amino acids. The transcript is spliced from 4 exons. NCBI's taxonomy places the organism in Eukaryota, Metazoa, Arthropoda, Malacostraca, Decapoda, Penaeidae.
AUGGAGGACCUGCUGUCGUGCAUGGUGUGCUGCGAGCCGUACCAGGAGAAGAUGCGGCACCCCGUCCUGCUCCCUCGCUGCGGCCACUCCUUCUGCCGACCGUGCAUCGCGUUCAUGGUGAAGGGCGGCAACGUGGUGUGUCCCUCGUGCCGAAUGGACCAGCGCGUCGAGACCGCCGAUGACCUUCCGACGGAGUUUAGCUUGUUGGCCAUCACCGCCGCGCAGCAGGUGGCCAAGCUUGAAACGUGUCAGGUGCAUGAUGUCAAGCUUUCUUUUUGGUGUAAAUCAUGCAAAAUGGCCACAUGCGGUGAGUGUCUGUUCGAGGACCAUCCCACGCACUCACAUGACGUCAUCAAGGCAACAAGGUACAUCAUCGAGAUGAAAGACGCCAUCAACGACCUCGCCAACAAGUUCAUGGAGACGCUAGACAUCAGAGAGCGGCGGCUGUACGACAUGGUCUACAAGAGCGCCAAAGGCAUCAACGACGCCCUCCGCACCAUAUGCGUGUUGAGGAAGGACAUGGAGGAAGCCCGCGACCUCAUGAAGGGCGUGAAGAAAGUGGACGGCAUCGCCCCGACGACCAGACUCUCCGAAGCCGCCAAGUUCCUGGGUCUCAAGUGGAACCUCCACGACGCCAAGCUGGGCCUGGUUCCCGCGUCGCUCAAGAAGGACCAGGCCAAGGCUCAGGGCGAGAAGAAGGAAGCCGAACUACAGAAGGAGGCCGAGGAGAAAAAACAGGAUUCUCCCGAAGAGAAAGAGGAAGACAAGGAAAAGGAAGACAACGCGAAGGAAGACAAGGAGAAGGAGAGCGAUGACAAAACGAAACAAACAAAGGAUGGCGAGAACAAAGAGGACGACGAUGAAGACGAGGAAAGCACGGACGAGAGCGAGGAAGAGGUGCUGACGGAGGAAGAGCUCAAAAAGCGCCAAAAGAUCCUCAAGGUCAAGGAAAGAAUAGCCGCCGCCGCUGCUGCCGCGGCCGCCGAGAAGGAGCUCAAGGAGAAGAAGAUGAUGGAGAAGGAGCGAAAGGCGGUAAAGGAGAAGAACAACAACGCCAGCACCGAGCCCGAGCAGGUGCCGUCGCCCAAGCUCCUGAAACCGUGGAAGAAGAGGUCCGUCGUCGCCCCCGUGUCCCGAGAGCCGUCCAUCACGCCCGAGAGAGAACUGGAGAAGAAAGAGAGAUCCGAGAAGAUAGAAUCGCCGACAGAGAAGGAAGACGCGAACAAACAGAAUGACAAAGACAAGGAAAACGCGGAAAACGAAGACAAAGAAAAGAAAGAGGAAACCGAAGCCAAAGCAGAAAACGGAGAACCAAACAACGAAAAGGACAACAAAGAGACGAAAGAGACGGAAAACAACGCCCCUGCGAAGAAAGACGCAAGCCAAGAGUCCGCAGCCAACGACCCUCCGAAGGCAGCCACCGAGCCUUCCAACGCCAGCCCUCCGAAGGACAAGGAGAAGGCGAAGGAAGAGACCGAGGCGAAGGAGGCCAAGCGAGAGGCCGAGACCAAGAAGGAGGCGAAGAAGACGCCCUCGACCGCCAAGAGACCGAGAGGGCGGUUAGCGAGACAGGCCCUGAAGAGAGCGCAGACGAUGGACCUCUCGAAGAGGGUGCAGGCCGACGGCGACAAGGAGGAGGGCGAGGCAGAGUCGCAGAACAUCAAGGGCCUCGACCUCGAAACAGGGAAGAGCAAUAAACCAGAAGAAGCUGAGAAUAAGGAGAACGAAGCAGGAGCGACAGGCGAGACGAAGGAGGAGGCGAAGGACGACAAGAACGAGGAGGAAAAGAAGGAGGAGAAGACAGAAGAGGAGAAGAAGAAAGAAGAUGAGACGAGAGGAGCCACAGCGGUCAAGGAAGACGAAGAAGACACCAUGUUUGAACUGGAUCCGGACGAGAAGGACAGGAUAGCGACGGAACUGAUGAUGGUACCGAGCCUAACGGUGUGCGUGGAAGGCCGUGGAGGGUUGAUGGCCCGGGUGCAAUGGGAACCCCAGGGGCUGCAUGUGUACUCCCACCAGGCGCAGGAUCUCCCCUACGACGUGUUGAUUAAGGUGAGAGAUAUCCAUGGUGUUCGGGAAGGAUGGAGCCUGUAUUGUUUUGGUUAA